UUUGUAAGAAAACUACAUUUGAUUCAAAGUCACUUUGUUUUCUCACUGUUUUCAGGACCAAGGCCGUGCCACAGAUAUCAGGAAAAGUUAAAGUCAAAUGCAAAAGAGAUGUCAAAUAAGUUUUGGGGAGAAAGUCAAAAGCUGUUUGGAGGAAACAAGAAGCCUGAUCUGUCGUACGCAACACUUGUAUUAGACACAGACGAAAGUGUUUCUCCAUCUAAAAUAAAGAAAGUGAAGAAAAAGAAAAGCAAGCUGAGUCGCCCUAAAAAGAUGAGAAAAUACAUCCCUGAGGAGAAACCAGACAUUCCCCCCAGUGAGCUGCUGGAAACGGAUAAAAACAUACUCUUGGUUGGAAAACCUGGAAUUGGAAAGACAGCACUGACUCAUGAAAUGCUGAGACUCUGGGCAGAAAGAGAAAGCAAAGAGCCUGAUUACAUGUUUUACUUUGACAUGAGGGAAAUAUCUGACAUCAUAAGGGACAAAAACUUAGAGGAACUUCUUUUUGGUGUGUUCUGUGAACCUGAUGAAGGCAAAGAUGAGGUCUUACAGGAUAUAAAGAGACACUCUGACAAUAUCACAAUAAUCUUUGAUGGGAUCACAGAUCUCUCCUCACAGGUGGUCAAGAAAGUUUUAACAAAGAAACUACUUCCUCUUGCAAAGAUCAUCAUAACAUGCAGACCAGAUAAUGAAGACUUGUUUUCUGGGGACUUUCACAAAGUGGAGGUGAAAGGCUUUAGUGAGCAGACUAUUAAAACAUACUUGUCUGCAACACUCGGUGAAGAUCAGAAGAAGGUUUUGAGUAACUUGGAGUUGGUAACUCUUUGUCAUGUCCCCAUGUAUGCACUGAUGGUCACUGUUUGCUUUUCAUCAAAAGAUGCUCCACAGCCAUGUACAGUAACUGAGAUAUACAUCAAUAUUGUUCGAUUCUGCCUUCAGAUAAACAGCCAAAAAACGAACGAAGAUCUAAAUUCCUUCAUCAAAACCAAGAGAGAAGAAAUUCUGUCUCUGGCUGAAGCUGCUUUUCUUGCAACCCAACAAAAAACUGUGAACCUGACAGACCUGACCUGUAAAGACAUCUGUGUCCUGUCCUUCCUGAAACCACUUCUCAUUAAGGAGGCCGUGACUGAAACAAUAACCACAUGUGGUCACUCAGUCAAAGGAAAGGAAAAUAAGGCUGAACCUCGAGGACGUGAUCAUAUCAGAACAAGGAAUGAGACAGCUGUUUGAAUGCUUUAAAAAUGUUCAGGGGUCUGGCCCUCUGCCUCGACAGCUUUGGGAGAUUUUUCUUAUCAAUGAAGAGCAGAUGAACUUUGUAAGCUUAUUCAUCCUAGAUGGAAACCUUCACCUUCUAGUUAAUGCUGAAAAGAAGCUUUUUGAAAGAGCUGUGGAAAUCAUGCAGAGGAUGCCUACAAAGGUUAAUGUGUGCCUCCGCUGGGACAAGGAAACUCCUGCCUGUCACAGUCAGUGUGAGUCUCUGUUAAAGGCUUUGCCGUUCAUCAGCUCACUCAGGUAUGUAGCUUUUGCUUUCAAACAAUUAUAACUGUUAAAAUGAAAAAAAAAAAAAGAAGGUUUGACUUAUUUUAUGGCUGGAAAAAUCGAGUGAUACUAAAAAGGAACAGCUGAAGGGGCAUUUUGCAACUUUGUGAGGGCACUUAUAAUUAAGAAUAAUCCAGAAAUGUCUCUGCACGAAAAACAAGGCUGAAAAUCAAUAUUGGAUGCUUGUGAUCUUUGAACCAUCAGGCCACAAACAGGCCCACUUCUGCCAUGAAAAUCACUGCAUGAGCUCAGGAACACUUCCACAAAUCACUGUCUUUGAACACAGUUCACCUUGUCAGUUAUCCAGGUCAUCGUACAACGUUUCACCUCUCAUCCGAGAAGCUUCUUCAGUUCUAGGGUCGAAUGGCAGAGAGUCCCAGAUUUAAACCCAGUGGGAGUAUCCCCUCGAGAGGGACAGUGGACCCCCUGGUGAUCCUCUACCUAAUCACAUGAGCCAAGGUGUGAAAACCGGUGUAGGUCACAAUCAGCCAGGGUUUCGGGUGAGUUCAUUGUG
This is a messenger RNA of Haplochromis burtoni (Burton's mouthbrooder), 2050 nucleotides long. RefSeq names its product nucleotide-binding oligomerization domain-containing protein 1. The record is from RefSeq and is a predicted model, not a curated record. Gene Ontology annotation, molecular function: ATP hydrolysis activity. Lineage: Eukaryota; Metazoa; Chordata; Actinopteri; Cichliformes; Cichlidae.